AUGCAGUAUAACUCCACUGCUGUGACUGAAAUCUUUCUUUUGGGUUUUCAAAAUUUUCAAAGUAUAAAGAACUUUUUCUUCAUUUUGAUGCUUCUAACUUACUGUGUGACUGUGUGUGGAAACCUCAUCAUCAUCUUAGUGGUGUCCUACAGCCCAUCGCUCCACUCUCCCAUGUACUUCUUUCUAACACAGCUCUCCUUCUCAGAUAUCCUCCUCACCACCACUAUAGUACCCAACAUGCUCCGAGUUGUGUUGUAUGAUGGAAGUUAUGUGUCUUUUAUUGGAUGCUUAACUCAAUUUUAUUGUUUUUCCGCCACAGAAUCAAUAGAAUGUCUUCUCCUGACCGUGAUGUCCUAUGACCGGUAUCAGGCCAUCUGUAACCCUCUCCAUUAUGUCUCUGUCAUAAACAUCACAUUUUGUGUAACAACAAUAUUUCUCUCUUGGUUGUUUGUCCUUUUUGUAAUAUUGAUCAUUUCAGUAACAAUAAAUCAUUUGAUAUUCUGCGGACCAAAUAUCAUUGACCAUUUCUUCUGUGAUUUUGACCCAAUUCUUGAACUUUCCUGUACAGACCCUUUUAUAGUGAAGAUGGAGAGUCAGUUAAUAGCUGUUCCUCUGGUCAUUUGUCCAUUUAUGGUUAUUAUCAUUUCAUAUGUUUAUAUAAUUGUCACCAUACUGAAGAUCCCCUCUGUGACCGGGAGGCAGAAGACCUUCUCCACCUGCAGUUCUCACUUGGCUGUGGUGUCUUUAUACUAUGGAUCACUUAUUAGCAUCUAUUUGCUUCCAAACAUGAACAAUGCAAAGAAAAUCCUUUCCCUGUUUUACAAUGUUGUAACUCCACUUCUGAACCCUAUGAUCUACAGCUUAAGGAAUAAAGAUAUUAAGCAGGCCAUAGAAAGAAUAUUUCAACAUAUGAGCAAUAAAAUCCACACGUGUUAA
Messenger RNA from Bufo bufo (common toad), 936 nucleotides. Its product is annotated as olfactory receptor 11L1-like. Gene Ontology annotation, biological process: G protein-coupled receptor signaling pathway. Gene Ontology annotation, cellular component: membrane. The transcript has a single exon. Lineage: Eukaryota; Metazoa; Chordata; Amphibia; Anura; Bufonidae. The record is from RefSeq and is a predicted model, not a curated record. Gene Ontology annotation, molecular function: olfactory receptor activity; G protein-coupled receptor activity. Bases 1 to 936 code for a protein of 311 amino acids.